Messenger RNA from Alternaria incomplexa, 822 nucleotides. RefSeq lists its product as uncharacterized. The transcript has 3 exons. NCBI's taxonomy places the organism in Eukaryota, Fungi, Ascomycota, Dothideomycetes, Pleosporales, Pleosporaceae. The coding region runs from base 1 to 822 and encodes 273 amino acids. The record is from RefSeq and is a predicted model, not a curated record. Gene Ontology annotation, biological process: mycotoxin biosynthetic process.
AUGAUGGAGCCACAACACCAUUACGCAGAUGUACACUCACAGGACCAUCACCAUGAUGACGACUCGUCGACAGAGGUCGAAUCCUUAGUUGGAGGAGAGAAGCAAUGGGCAGCUGGCGACUAUCACAGAAGAACACCAUUAUCACGAAGGAAUAUAUUGUGCCCACCGCUAGUGGCGGCGAUGCGAUGGGUGUUGGUGAUAGGACUACAACUCGUAAUCAUUGGGCUCUUGGCUAGAGACCAAGGCAUGCUCGACUCGACAAGAUGGAAGGCUCGAUCAACAAGCGCAAACGAUGUUGGCGGCGACAUCACCGGGUGGUCACCACAUAUUCCUACGCAGAUCACCAAGUUCGAGAUUAACCAGACAUUCGCGCCAUACAACACAUCAGAGUUCUUCAAACCAGAAGUACUUAGAGCAUGGAACGAGCUGUUGCCUGUCGGCAUGGGCUUCCAAAGCAUCCCUGACCCAGAGAACUACCACGACCUUCCCACCCCCAUCGUCUGGCCCAACGCCACCGUCUUCACGACAUCAAUGACCCACCAACUUCACUGCCUCUACGCCGUCGUUGCCGUCUACUCCGGUAUGACAUCCGGCCACGAGCUUGAGGAAGACCACCACUGGCAUAUGAUCCAUUGCUUCGACUACAUGCGCCAAGCUAUCAUGUGUAGCGCAGACAUGGCUCUCGAGGGAUUGGAGACGACGUUCCCUGAUCACAACGGCGGCAGUGAUGGCUGGGAUAGCAAGCAUGUCUGCAAAGAUCCUAAGAUGGUUAGGCAACGGUUGGAGAGUGUGAGGGCGUAUGACGACCAAGAGAUCUUUUGA